Penicillium verhagenii is the source of this 1287-nucleotide messenger RNA. Its product is annotated as kynurenine--oxoglutarate transaminase. The transcript has 9 exons. Bases 1 to 1287 code for a protein of 428 amino acids. Gene Ontology annotation, biological process: biosynthetic process. Gene Ontology annotation, cellular component: mitochondrion; cytoplasm. The record is from RefSeq and is a predicted model, not a curated record. Lineage: Eukaryota; Fungi; Ascomycota; Eurotiomycetes; Eurotiales; Aspergillaceae. Gene Ontology annotation, molecular function: L-kynurenine:2-oxoglutarate transaminase activity; pyridoxal phosphate binding.
AUGUCGUCAACAGCUCCGCGGCCAGAUCCCUUUCGCCCCGCAAAGCGAGUAGCGGGGCAACGACAAGAUGUCUGGUCUAUUGUCAAUGAAGCAGCAGCUGCCUCGCCCGUUCAGCCGAUCGUCAACAUGGGCCAGGGGUUUUUUGGUUACAACCCCCCGAAGUUUGCGAUUGAUGCUGCGAAGGAGGCGCUUGACCGGGUGGAAUGCAAUCAAUACUCUCCGACCAAGGGUCGCCCUCGUCUCAAGCAAGCCCUUGCCGAUGCCUAUUCACCUUUCUUUGGUCGGACCUUGAACCCUGAGACCGAAGUAUCGAUCACAACUGGAGCCAACGAGGGAAUGUUGAGCGCCUUCAUGGGCUUUAUUGAAGCCGGUGAUGAGGUCAUUGUUUUUGAACCAUUCUUCGACCAGUACAUUAGCAAUAUUGAGAUGCCCGGUGGCGUUAUUCGCUAUGUCCCACUCCAUCCUCCCAAGGAUGGUGCUACCAGAACAUCCCCAGCCUCUGAAUGGACCAUCGAUUUCGAGGAGCUUGAAAGCGCCAUGAACCCCAAGACUAAGAUGAUUGUUCUCAACUCACCUCACAACCCUGUUGGCAAGGUGUUCUCUCGAGAGGAGCUUGAGCGCAUCGGUGCUCUCUGCGUGAAGCACAACCUGAUUAUCCUCUCUGAUGAAGUCUACGAUCGCCUCUUCUAUGUCCCCUUCACCAGAAUUGCAACUCUCUCACCUGAGCUAUAUGAACGCACCUUAACCGUGGGCUCUGCCGGCAAAGCAUUCUAUGCUACAGGCUGGCGUGUAGGCUAUCUCAUUGGACCAGAGCAUUUGAUCAAGUAUGUGGCUGGUGCGCACACCCGUAUCUGCUACAGCAGUGUCUCCCCUCUCCAGGAGGCCGCUGCUGUCGCUUUUGAGCAGGCCGAUAAGGUGGGAUUCUGGGAUGAGAGUCGAAAAGAUAUGAAACAGAAAAUGGAACGCUUCUGUCAAGUCUUUGACGAGUUGGGCAUUCCAUACUCGGAUCCGGAAGGCGGAUACUUUGUCUUGGCAAAUAUGUCUUCUGUCAAACUCCCCGCUGAUUAUCCAUUCCCACCGCAUGUUGCCAGCCGUCCCCGUGAUUUCAAACUUUGUUGGUUCUUGAUUCACGAGGUUGGUGUUGCCGCGAUCCCACCUACGGAGUUCUACACUGAUGCCAAUACACACAUCGCUGAGGACUACCUCCGCUUUGCGGUCUGCAAGAAUGAUGAUGUUCUUGAGAGUGCAAAGGAAAGACUUCGUGGCCUGAAGAAGUACAUUCAGUGA